CGCCGCUACGCGAGGCCGGGGAUUGGCAGCGCGCGUAGGCCGCGCUGCCGCGGAUGGAGUCGGAAUAAAGGGGCGGCUGAGAGAGCAGCCAGUCGCCACUCGCCCCGCGCCUGACCCCGCGGGCGGCCCGGAGCAGAACAGUUAGAGGCCAGGCUGGCUUGUGAAGGCAUCCCCUUCCUUCUCUUUUCAUCCGGAGAAAACUUACAAACUUUUCAAUGUUAGAAGCAGAGGAGCUGGGAACCUGAAAGCGGGUUGCAUCUGAUUCUAAAAGUUCCUCCCUCUCGCUGUCAUUACCUUAUGCUGCCACAAAGUGAGCCUCCCUGCCACUCCUGGCACCCUGCCCGAAGACCCCCGUCCUGUAGGCACAGCCUUGUAGUCUGUCUUGGUGAAUGACUUGGACUGCCUGACCAGUCCCGCUCCGUGCCUUGUCCGAGUCCUCGUCCAUCCCUGAUCCUGCGCAGCUUCUCUCUCUGGUGUGGGUCACCUUAAGCAGGGAAACUGAAGCCAUUACUCUCCAAACCCUGUUUCAUCUUCCCAAGCAUGUCGGAGAGCUGGCAGCAGCCGCCGCAGACGCAGCCGCAGCAGCCUCAGCCCCCACAGCCGCAGCACCAUGCUGAACCCCCACCGGCCCUGGCGGAGCACACGCUGCCUCCAGGCACGGCUGAGAACCCCCUGGGCUGCGCGGUCUAUGGCAUCCUCCUGCAGCCUGAGCCGGGCCUGCAGCCCCCGCAGCACGUGCCCUUGCAGGCCGCGGGGGAGCCGGGCCCCAAGUGUGGCGUGUGUGGUCACGACCUGGCGCACCUGUCCAGCCCACAUGAGCACCAGUGUCUGGCGGGCCAUGACCGCUCCUUCCAGUGCACGCAGUGUCUUAAAAUCUUCCACCAGGCUACCGACCUGCUGGAGCACCAGUGCGUGCAGGCCGAGCAGAAACCUUUCGUCUGCGGCGUCUGCAAGAUGGGCUUCUCGCUGCUCACGUCGCUGGCGCAGCACCACAGCGCCCACAGCAGCGCCGGGGGCCUUGUGAAAUGUUCCAUCUGCGAGAAGACCUACAAGCCCGCCGAGGCGGCCGAGCCCGAGGCCACCGCCGCCCCCUCCCUGCCCCCGGCACCCCCGCCUCCGCCCGCCGUGGCCCCGGCGGAGUCGGCCGACAAGCCCUACAGCUGCCCCAUCUGCCAGAAGCCCUUCAAGCACCUGUCGGAGCUCUCGCGGCACGAGCGCAUCCACACGGGCGAGAAGCCCUACAAGUGCACGCUGUGCGACAAGAGCUUCAGCCAGUCGUCGCACCUGGUGCACCACAAGCGCACGCACAGCUCGGAGCGGCCGUACAAGUGCGCGGUGUGCGAGAAGACCUUCAAGCACCGCUCGCACCUCGUGCGCCACAUGUACGCGCAUUCGGGCGAGCACCACCUGUUCCGCUGCAACGUGUGCGAGCUGCACUUCAAGGAGUCGUCCGAGCUGCUGCAGCACCCAUGCACGCCCAGCGGGGAGCGGCCCUUCCGCUGCGGCGAGUGCCAGAAGGCCUUCAAGCGGCCGUCGGACCUGCGGCAGCACGAGCGCACGCACAGCGCCGAGCGGCCCUUCAAGUGCGACCUGUGCCCCAUGGGCUUCAAGCAGCAGUACGCGCUCAUGCGGCACCGGCGCACGCACAAGGCGGAGGAGCCCUUCAAGUGCGGCCUGUGUGAGAAGGGCUUCGGGCAGCCCAGCCACCUACUCUACCACCAGCAUGUGCACACCCUCGAGACCCUCUUCAAGUGCCCCGUGUGCCAGAAGGGCUUCGACCAGUCGGCCGAGCUGCUGCGGCACAAGUGCCUGCCGGGUGCGGCCGAGCGGCCCUUCAAGUGCCCCGUGUGCCACAAGGCCUACAAGCGGGCCUCGGCCCUGCAGAAGCACCAGCUGGCCCACUGCUCGGCGGCCGAGAAGCCCCUGCGCUGCACCCUGUGCGAGCGCCGCUUCUUCUCGUCCUCCGAGUUCGUGCAGCACCGCUGCGACCCGGCCCGCGAGAAGCCGCUCAAGUGCCCGGACUGCGACAAGCGCUUCAAGUACGCCUCCGACCUGCAGCGGCACCGGAGGGUGCACACGGGCGAGAAGCCCUACAAGUGUCCCAACUGCGACAAGGCCUUCAAGCAGCGCGAGCACCUCAACAAGCACCAGGGCGUGCACGCCCGCGAGCAGCAGUUCAAGUGCGUGUGGUGCGGCGAGCGCUUCCUGGACGUGGCCCUGCUACAGGAGCACAGUGCGCAGCACAGCGCCGCGGCCGCCGCGGCCGAGGGCGCCUACCAGGUAGCCGCCUGCCUGCCCUGAGUCCCGGCUGCGGCCCCGGCCCGCCCGGCCCGGCCCCCUCGCGCCCACCCCCGGACCUGGCCCUGGGCGUGAGGAUGAAAGGGCACCCGGGCAGGUGGAGGGUGUGGGUGCCUGGCACCCCUGGUACCGGCCCGGAGGAGGUGGGGGUGGGGGGCAGAUGGCCGUGGCUGGUCUUGAUCCUGCAAACCUCUUUCCCCUUACAGGAUUCGCUCUCUUGAGAGACCUCAGCCUCCCUUUUCUCAAUGGAACCAGGCUGGAAGUCGAACUGGCCUCUCUCCACCCCAAGGAGGGGGUGGUGCUAGCCCAACCUUCUCAAACCUUUCAGCCUCCCUAGAGAAAGCAGAUAGGUUAGGAAAGAGGAGGGUCACGGGAGGGCCUGGGCGCAGGGUGGCCCCCUUCAGGUUGCUGUUUGAGGGGGAAGGCUAACUCCAGGAGGGAAUCCUGGGGCCAGGAGGGCAACCUGUGAGCCUCAGGCCCCUCUGUCCACUUCAGCUAGGGGCAGCACACCCUCCAGGGCUCUGACAGGCGAGACACAGCAGUGCUGCACACCUGUGGGCCGGGUCUGCUUGGAGAGCGAUUGGCCCAGCCGGAAGGGGGGAGGCAAAGAAGUUCUUCCAUGACACGCUCAGCUGGGGACAGCGCUGUCCCGGGGGAAGGAGGAAAGGCAGCCUUUGCAACGAGGGCUCAUCCCAGUGUUUUGGAAGCGCCCCUCCCACCUUUGAGGCAGAGUUCCAAGCGCAGGUGGGGAAUGUGCCCUCAGCCAGACAGAACUGCUGAUGUGAGAAAAGGGGAUUGUUAGACCCCCUGGUGCCCGGGAGGUGGAAGGGCCAAGCCCUUCAUCUUCCCAGUGGAUGGGAACAAGUGUCACUCGCUCACUCGAAUCAAAUCGUGUGAACCAAAGCCUCAAGGGCGUGGCCCUAAUCAACUCACCCCAGCCCUGCCUCAGGGCCAAGACCAUGCCUGGGUACCCGGGGUAGGGGAGGUGGAAGGACCGUGGGCAUGCCUCUGACCCCACAGCACCCUCCCAGCCCCCGGGCACCCUCCCCCAUCGGUCUGGCUGCUGGCCUGUACUCCAGGGGUCUUGUGCCGCCAAGAUGCUCUGGACAGCAUCCAGCUAUUUCCAAGACCAGAGUGCUCUCCCUCAGGUCCUUUUAGGGUCCCCCUAGGUCUCCGGCUACCCACAGGGCUCAUGGAGCCUUGGGUGUCCCGGAUAGGGAGUGGGCAGGGGAAGAGGGUUGUUAAGGAAACCAGUAGGUGGAUGGAGUCAGCUGUUACCACUUGAUGGCUGGGGAUCUUCUCAAGAAGGCCAGAAGAUCUUUACUGUCAAAAUCAUUCUUCUGAACCCAGCUCUGCCCCUGCCCUCUCCCUAGCCCCCUCCCAGGUUGUGGGUCUUAAAAGGAGACUUUAAUCAGUGCCCACCCCAAAAUCCCAGAGGAGCAGGGAGACCCGCCUUGUCCCACUGUCACCUUCAGAAAUCUGAGAAGCCCACGUCCACCUCCUCCUUCUGGUUUCCCUUCCGGUGCCCGCAGAGAGGGGCAGUCCUUCCCCUCGGUGCUGGCUUUAGUCACAAUGCCUCAAAAGACAUGGAACCCAGGCUGACAACAGUCCCAAGUGCUCAUUUUCUUUUUCUUUUCUUUCAUUUUGCUUUCUAAAAGCAGUUGUUAUACUAUUCAUAACAUUGUAUAGUUUAAUUUCAUGUCAUUUUGGAUCUUAUCUAAAAAUGUGAGGAUUUGAGUUUUUAAAAAGAACGACUCCAUUUUAGAUAGCCCCUUUUGAUGUUAAUAUAUAGUGAGUCCAAUGUAUGCUUUAGAAGUAAAGACAUUGACCUUCACAGACCAAA
Messenger RNA from Cervus elaphus (red deer), 4141 nucleotides. It is a transcript of the gene ZNF319, whose product is annotated as zinc finger protein 319. Gene Ontology annotation, biological process: regulation of DNA-templated transcription. The record is from RefSeq and is a predicted model, not a curated record. NCBI's taxonomy places the organism in Eukaryota, Metazoa, Chordata, Mammalia, Artiodactyla, Cervidae. The transcript is spliced from 3 exons. The coding region runs from base 541 to 2301 and encodes 586 amino acids. Gene Ontology annotation, molecular function: RNA polymerase II cis-regulatory region sequence-specific DNA binding; DNA-binding transcription factor activity, RNA polymerase II-specific.